Messenger RNA from Theileria equi strain WA, 1647 nucleotides. Its product is annotated as chaperonin containing t-complex protein 1, gamma subunit, putative. The record is from RefSeq and is a predicted model, not a curated record. Gene Ontology annotation, cellular component: chaperonin-containing T-complex. The transcript has 3 exons. Gene Ontology annotation, molecular function: ATP-dependent protein folding chaperone; ATP hydrolysis activity; ATP binding. The coding region runs from base 1 to 1647 and encodes 548 amino acids. Gene Ontology annotation, biological process: protein folding. NCBI's taxonomy places the organism in Eukaryota, Apicomplexa, Aconoidasida, Piroplasmida, Theileriidae.
AUGAUGCAACAACAGCCGACAGUUUUGGUCUUUAAGCCCACAGUUCGCAAGGAAAGCGACAGGAAGGCACAGUUAGCAACUAUCCAAGCAUCCAAGGCACUUAGUGAGAUUGUCAGGACAACACUAGGACCACGGUCCAUGCUAAAGAUGCUUCUAGAUCCAAUGGGUGGUAUCGUAAUCACCAACGAUGGGAAUUCGAUACUCAGAGAGAUUGAUGUCGCAAACCCAGCUGCAAAAUCUUUAAUUGAGCUUAGUCGUUCACAAGACGAAGAAGUCGGUGAUGGAACAACCAGUUGUGUUAUACUCUGUGGCCAAUUUUUGGCGAAUGCGGAACCUCUUUUGACUCGUGAAAUUCAUCCAACUGUUAUAGUUUCGGGUUAUAUGGAGGCCUUAGAAGAUGCCCUUGCUGUUUUAGAGGACAUAUCUGUCAAGAUAGAUUUGAAUGAUAGAGAGGGAGUAAAGAGCGUGAUAGAAUCAUGCCUUGAAACCAAGUUUUCAUCUCGCUGGGGACCUCUAGUUAGUGAACUUGCUUUACAAGCUGUUACAAAGGUAAAGGUAACAGGUGCUGAUGGAAGAAAUACCAUUGAUGUUAAAAGGUACGCCAAGGUAGAAAAGAUACCUGGAGGCUUUUUGGAAGAUUCUUGCGUACUUGACGGCGUUAUAAUCGCUAAAGAUGUAACUCAUGCUAAAAUGGCUAGAAGAAUUGAGAAUCCACGGGUCCUAAUAUUGGACUGUACAUUGGAGUAUAAAAAGGGAGAAUCACAAACGAUUGUUGAUAUAACAGAUGAAGCUGGUUGGACAAAACUGUUGGAGCAGGAAGAGCAAGAAGUACAAAAAAUGUGUCAAAAUAUUAUAAGCACCGGAUGUAACGUUGUUGUUACAGAGAAGGGGGUAUCUGAUUUAGCUCAACACUUUUUAAGCAGAGCAAAUAUAAGUUGCUUGCGUAGAGUACGCAAGACCGAUGCCAAUAGACUUGCAAAAGUAACUGGAGCAACGAUUGUAAACAGAACUGAAGAGGCAAUGAGCCAAGAUGUGGGUAAUAAUUGUGGCUUAUUUGAGGUCAGAAAAAUUGGUGAUGAGUAUUACUCUUACUUUGUAAAUUGUAAAGAUCCAAAGGCAUGCUCUAUAGUUCUCCGGGGAUCUUCUAAGGACGUGUUAAAUGAGAUGGAGAGGAACCUCCAUGACGCAAUGAAUGUCUGCAGAAACAUUCUACUUGACGGUAAACUCCUUCCGGGUGGUGGAGCAUCUGAACUCGAGGUUUCAACUGUCUUGUCCAGAAAGUUGGAAGAGAAAACAGGGUUGAAGCGCUGGGCAUAUCGUACUGCAGCAAAGGCCUUUGAGGUUAUACCAAGGACUUUGGCUCAAAAUUGCGGAGCAAAUCCCGUGAAAGUUGUAACAGAGCUACUAUCUUUACACGCUAGUGGAGAGUCCAACAUGGGAAUUGAUGGUGAAACUGGUGAAGUUUGCAAUGUCAUGAAGAGAAAGAUCUACGAUACAUUCGCAGUAAAGUCACAAGUCUUCAAAAGUGCUAUAGAAGCGGCGUGUAUGCUUCUGAGAAUCGAUAUCAUUGUUAGUGGAAUCGGAAAACGUGGAGAACCUGGCGCUGAUGAGAAGGUUGCCAUCAAUGAAGAGGCACUUGAAGCGUAG